UAACAUAUGUUGACUACAUUGCGUCAGGGAGACCGUUGAAGUGUUUCGAGCAGUACAUCCGCCAACACGUUCUGCCCACCUACUCCAACACCCACACAGAAGUCAGCUACAAUGCCCAGCAGACGUCUCUGUUUCGAGAGGAAGCCCGAAACAUUAUCCGGGAGUGCGUUAACGCCAUGGAUGACGAUGCGGUGAUUUUCACCGGAAGUGGUGCUACGGCAGCCAUCAACAAGUUGAUUCACGCCAUGAACCUCAGAACUAUCUUCCAGAGGAAGGGUUUGACCGUCUUUGUUGGACCAUACGAGCACCACUCCAACAUCUUACCCUGGCGGGAGAUCAAAGCGCGC
This is a messenger RNA of Candidula unifasciata, 347 nucleotides long. Lineage: Eukaryota; Metazoa; Mollusca; Gastropoda; Stylommatophora; Geomitridae. The record is from the annotation of a GenBank genome assembly.